AUGGGUGCCGCAAUGUUUGGAAUGGGGUGCAUGGUGGGACCGCCCGCCUUCGACCACAGAACGCUCCCUGAUGACAAUCCUAUCCUGCUUCCUCUCGACCCCACCAAAGGUGCUCACACAGAGGACAAUCAAACGGAAGCAGCUACAAGCAUCGACUACAAUACCAAUCCAAAGCCUGCCGCAUACGGGGCUCAGCUCGUACAACGUAUUGACCAAGAGAAGAUUGGAGUCAGUCGCCUCAUAGCCGAGGAGUGGAAGAAGCCAUCCAAUGAGGGCCAACUUGAGAUUCAACGCAGGCUCGUGCGACUCAAAAGCCUUUACGACGCAGUCUGGGCGCUUCACAUGAUUGAUAUCAGCCAUGACCCCAAGGUUUGGAAGCUGCUCGAUCGGUAUGCAAUUGAAUUGAAUCAACCUGGAACGGAUACCACGAGGACUUUGAAGAAGGCCCAAGAGGCGACCACUGUUGGAGACACCAGUAGCUUGGAAGCGCAUAUCAAGGAGGUUAUUGAGCAAAAUGCCCGGCUCGGUCAUCCCACGCGACCAGUGUCAGAACUGGAGAGGUUCAUGGUGCGAGACCCUGCUGGCAGUGCCGUCCUCUCCAGGCUGAGAAUGCUGCAGAGAGUUGCCACCGAGGAUACGGAGGAGAGUAGAUUUCUGUUACAAGAUAUCAUGUACGGGCUAUGGUGGGUUCUUGAGAGAAAGGCCAGAGAGCUUGACAGGGUGGUCAGGAAGUAA
This is a messenger RNA of Diaporthe citri, 735 nucleotides long. RefSeq lists its product as uncharacterized. Lineage: Eukaryota; Fungi; Ascomycota; Sordariomycetes; Diaporthales; Diaporthaceae. The record is from RefSeq and is a predicted model, not a curated record. The coding region runs from base 1 to 735 and encodes 244 amino acids. The transcript has 2 exons.